Saccostrea cuccullata (small rock oyster) is the source of this 3360-nucleotide messenger RNA. Its product is annotated as hypoxia up-regulated protein 1-like. The transcript has 26 exons. The record is from RefSeq and is a predicted model, not a curated record. Bases 138 to 3155 code for a protein of 1005 amino acids. Gene Ontology annotation, cellular component: endoplasmic reticulum chaperone complex. Gene Ontology annotation, molecular function: ATP binding; ATP-dependent protein folding chaperone. Lineage: Eukaryota; Metazoa; Mollusca; Bivalvia; Ostreida; Ostreidae. Gene Ontology annotation, biological process: endoplasmic reticulum unfolded protein response.
CGGAAUACGACAACUUCCAAUCAAGAGUUGCCACAUUUGCCGGUACGGCAAAAUAACUUUAACAUUGCAUCAACUAAACACCUUAACUUGAACAGAAAAAACAUAAGCCUAUAGUAGAGGGACAAUUCUCUGUCGUUAUGCACUGCCUUCGAGGAGGAUGGCUAGCUUUGCUAGCAGUAAUAAGCAUAAUGUUACCAACAGCAUAUGGUGCCAGUCUUGCUGUGAUGUCCAUUGAUCUUGGAAGUGAAUACAUGAAAAUAGGAAUUGUGAAGCCUGGUGUUCCUAUGGAAAUUGUCCUGAAUGAUGAAUCUGCAAGAAAGACAUCAACUAUUGUAGCUCUUAGAAAUGGGGAAAGAAUGUUUGGUUCAGCAGCAGAAAAUACGGCUGUGAAAUUUCCCAAGAUGGCAUAUUGGUAUUUGACACAAAUAAUUGGUAAACGAUUUGAAGACCCAUAUGUAGACAUGUACAGAAAAAGAUUUCCCUAUUAUAACAUAAUCAAGGAUGAAGUUCGAGGGACACCACUAUUUAAAGUAGAUGAUGAGACCACAUACAGCCCAGAAGAGUUGUUGGCUAUGGUGCUGGAAAAAGCCAAGAGUUCAGCUGAGGCAUUUGCAGAUACUCCUAUUUCUGAUGCAGUGAUCACUGUUCCCUCAUACUUUACACAAGCUGAGAGACGGGCUGUUAGAGAAUCUGCUGAAAUGGUGGGAAUAAAUGUCCUACAGCUGCUCAGUGAUAAUGUAGCAGUUGCUUUGAACUAUGGUGUGUUUAGAAGGAAAAUGUUCAAUAGCACUACACAGUACUACAUGUUUUAUGAUGCUGGAGCCACAAGUACAACUGCCACAAUUAUAGGAUAUCAGAUGGUGAAAGUGAAAGAAGGAGACAGAGUGGAGACAUACCCUCAGCUGUCUGUCAAGGGAGUAGGGUUUGACAAGUCAUUGGGAGGUCUGGAGAUGACUCUACGACUGAGGGAGCACCUUGCCAAGUUAUUUAAUGCCCAAAAGAAAACCAAAACUGAUGUCUUUACAAAUGAUAGAGCCAUGGGCAAACUGUUUAAAGAGGCUAAUAGACUAAAGAAAGUCCUCAGUGCGAACUCAGAACACAUGGCACAAGUGGAAGGCCUUUUGGAGGACAUUGAUUUCAAGGCCAAGGUCACUCGAGAUGAGUUUGAAGAAAUGAACAAGGAUUUGUUUGACCGGGUCCUCCAACCUAUUGAAGAUGCACUUAAAACAUCACACAUUACACUGCCAGAAAUUACAGACGUCAUUUUGAUGGGUGGUGGUACUAGAGUCCCUAAAAUGCAGGACAUGUUACUGAAAUACAUCAAAAGAGAUGUCCUGGGAAAAAGCAUAAACACAGAUGAAGCUGCAGCAUUAGGGGCUGUGUAUCAUGCUGCAGAACUUGGGAAGGGAUUCAAAGUUAAAAAGUUCUUAAUCAAGGAUGCCUGUCACUAUCCCAUUGUUGUAGAAUUUGAAAAACAGACAGCUGAAAGUACAGAGGACAAACCUAAGGUUGUCAGAAGGACCUUGUUUGGAAGAAUGAACCCAUACCCACAGAAGAAAGUGAUGACCUUCAACAAGCAUGUGAAAGAUUUCUCCUUCAAUGUCAUGUAUGGAGACUUAAGUUUCCUGAGUGCUGAGGAUUUAAAAUCCUUCCCUGAUCCUCUGAUCCACACCUAUCACUUGAAGGGAGUGGAGGAGGCACUAAAGAAACAUGCUGAAAAAGCCGAGAGUAAAGGGGUGAAGUCUCACUUCAGGAUGGACGAGGAUGGAAUCCUGCAUCUGGAUAAGGUAGAAUUUGUGUUUGAGAAAGAAGGCGAGGCAGAAGAAUCCACUUGGUCAAAGCUUGGUGAUACUAUAAGUGGACUGUUUGGAGGGAAAGACAAGAAAGAGGAGGAGAAAAAACCAGCUACAGAUGAAACGGCUCAAGAGGGAGACAAAUCCAGCGAUAAGUCUGGUGAGGGGAAAAAAGAGCCUGACGAGCAACAACCAAAGACAGACACGGGGGACAAAAAGAUUCCAGCCGAUGAGGACAAAAAGAAAGAAGAAACAACAGAAAAACCUGCUGAGGAUAAAAAGGUCGAUGAUAAUAAAACUGAUAAAAAAGACACAGAGAAAGUUGACAAUACAACAAAAACAGAAAACAAAACAGAGGAGGUCAAGCCGAAAGUGUUGGUCAUUAGAGAGGACAUCACUGCAGAGAAUGUUUCUUUUGACAUCCCUCCUAUUCCCGAUGAGUUAUUUAAGGCCUCUAAGAAAAGGCUUGCAGAAUUGACGGCUAAAGACAAAGAGAAGAAAUUAUUGGAGAAGGCUAAGAAUGACUUGGAAGCUUUUGUUUAUGACAUGGGUGACAAGAUUCAUGAUGAUGACCAUCAGAAAUGUUCCACAGAGACAGAGAGAGAGGAGUUGUCCAAAAUGUUGUCUGAUGCAGGGGAGUGGAUGUACGAACAGGAGGAAGAUGCAAAGAAAGAGGUGUUCCAAAAUAAGCUAAAAGAGUUGAAGAAAGCAGUUAAAGACCUGAAGUACCGAGUCAAGGAGCUUUUGGAGCGUCCUAAGGCUUUAGAGGCUCUGAACUCAAUGCUGAAUCAUUCUGAAUAUUUCUUGGUCAGUGUGAAGAAUUUGACAUUGGGAGAGGAUCCUAUGUUUACAGAGGUGGAGGCAAAUACACUGGAGAAGCUCAUCAAUGAGUCAUAUCAAUGGUUAGACACAAUGACAAAGGAACAAAAUCUCACCCCCCUUACACAGAAACCCAAGAUGCUGGUGGAGGAUAUUGCCAUGAAAUACCAAGCUUUAGACAGAGAAGUCAAAUACCUCAUCAACAAGGCCAAGAUAUACCGCCCAAAAGCCAAACCCAAAACCAGUAAAAACACCACUUCUACAAAUGGUACCAAAACUGAGGACACAAAGAACGAAUCUUCAACAGGAGAUGAUAAGACAGCGAAAUCUGAGAAGGAUGAGGGACCACAAUUAGAUGUACCAGAGACAGAAACUAAGGCCCCAAAAAGGAGACCCAAGUCUAAAAGAGGGGAAGAGAAAACAGAGGGAGAGGAAGAGAUUUUACAAUUAGAUGAGAGUGAUAAACAAGAAAAAUCAGAAGAUACAACAGAUAAAACAAAGGAUACAGAUGACACAGUGACACAUGACUCUAGUGAUUUAUAACCCCAUGGGAUAUUAGGAAUAAUAUAUUGAACAACUUACUCAUUACAUUUUGGUUGGAUUUAAAGAUGAAAUGUUUUGCAAUUGUGUGCUUGGCAUGCAAAGUUUACGGAAUUUAGAUUUUGGGCAAAGAAUUAAUUUCUAUAUUUUGCUGUAAGAAUUGUCAUGAGAUUUGAUUUCACAUGGACUGUGUGAACAGAAAUAAAGU